Messenger RNA from Pundamilia nyererei, 4568 nucleotides. Its product is annotated as netrin receptor UNC5C-like. The record is from RefSeq and is a predicted model, not a curated record. Gene Ontology annotation, molecular function: protein binding; netrin receptor activity. Gene Ontology annotation, cellular component: membrane. The transcript is spliced from 17 exons. NCBI's taxonomy places the organism in Eukaryota, Metazoa, Chordata, Actinopteri, Cichliformes, Cichlidae. Gene Ontology annotation, biological process: axon guidance; netrin-activated signaling pathway. Bases 492 to 3302 code for a protein of 936 amino acids.
UACGCACCUGCCACGAGCACAACGCUGUUCAGACGUGUCAUUAAAAGUGAAACGCGUGAGCUGAGAUUUUAUCUGCAUUUCGUAUUUUCGUGUGUACGUUCACGAAAGACAGGGAAAGGGGAGCAAAGAAGAGAAGAGAGGGAGAAACAUGGUCUCGCAUGGUAGCCAGAGGGCGGUGGCAUUUCUCUCUGCGUAAACAGAGACGGUGGAGAAGGAGAGAACGCACGGAGAGAGCUUAGUGGCAAGGCAGCAGUGCCGCUGACACGAGUGAAGGGAGCCCGUGGCUGUUUCCACCUCUGCUAUCACAGCUCGCCCCGCGCCUUUUGAGACGGACUUAGACAUCGGGACUAGAAGUUACACACCAGCCGCUUUGGUCUUGGACACGUUUGAUCAACCAGCAGAUCCUGUUGUGGAGGACGUGUUGGGGGGGGUGGGUUCUCGUUUCACCCACCGUGGACGGAGGAGUUUAUGUGUAUUACGCGUUGCCUGUAAUGGGUAAAAGUGGACAGAGAAGUGGAAUAGUACUCGGGAGCUCCAGCCUGGUGAGAAUGAGCGCCACGCCGAGGAUCCUGAUUGUCCUGGUGCUAAUACACGCAGGAGUCGCUCAAGUGAGAGAUGACGAAGAUUUCCUGAGUCUGAGUGAGCUCCCAGAAACCUUCCCUUCUGACCCACCGGAACCCUUACCUCACUUCCUGUUUGAACCUGAGGAAGGCUACAUUGUCAAGAAUAAGCCCGUCAAUCUCUACUGCAAAGCAACGCCUGCCACACAGAUUUACUUCAAGUGCAACAGCGAGUGGGUCCAUCAGAAAGACCACACUGUGGAGGAAAGGGUUGACGAAAACUCAGGUCUGGUGGUGAGAGAAGCCAGCAUAGAAAUAACACGGCAGCAAGUGGAGGAGCUGUUUGGGCCUGAAGAUUACUGGUGUCAGUGCGUGGCCUGGAGCUCUGCUGGAACCACCAAAAGCCGCAAGGCACAUGUCCGGAUUGCAUACCUGAAGAAGUCAUUUGAACAAGAACCCCUGGGAAAAGAAGUAUCUCUGGAGCAGGAAGUUCUGUUACAGUGUCGCCCUCCAGAGGGCAUCCCAGCUGCUGAGGUGGAGUGGUUAAAGAAUGAAGAGGUAAUCGACCCGGCGGAGGACAGAAACUUCUAUAUCACUAUUGACCACAACCUGAUCAUCAAGCAGGCGCGUCUCUCUGACACAGCCAACUACACGUGUGUGGCCAAGAAUAUAGUGGCCAAAAGACGAAGCACUACAGCCACCGUUAUUGUUUAUGUGAAUGGGGGCUGGUCGACAUGGACAGAGUGGUCUCCGUGUAACAGCCGUUGUGGAAGAGGUUUCCAGAAAAGAACCAGGAGCUGCACUAACCCUGCCCCUCUCAAUGGAGGACUGCCUUGUGACGGACAGGCUAUACACAAACUGCCCUGCACCACACUGUGCACUGUGGAUGGUGUCUGGACAGAUUGGAGCAAGUGGUCAGCCUGUGGAACAGAGUGUACACAGUGGAGGAGGAGGGAGUGCAACAAUCCAGCUCCCAAGAAUGGUGGAAAGGACUGCGAGGGUCUCGUCCUCCAGUCUCAAAACUGCACUGAUGGACUCUGUAUGCAAACUGCCCCGAGCACAGAUGAUGUGGCGCUCUAUGUGGGGAUAGUGAUCGCAGUGAUUAUGUGCCUGGUCAUCUCUGUCAUCGUGGCGCUCUUUGUCUAUCGCAAGACGCACCGCGACUUUGACUCUGACAUCAUUGACACAUCGGCACUAAAUGGAGGCUUCCAGUCUGUUAAUAUCAAGACAGCCAGAUCAGCUGAUUUGCUGACUGCUCCGCCAGACUUAACAAAUGCAGCUGCCAUGUAUCGGGGUCCAGUCUAUGCUCUUCAUGAUGUUUCAGACAAAAUUCCAAUGACCAACUCUCCUCUCCUGGAUCCUCUUCCCAACUUGAAGAUCAAAGUGUACAACUCUUCUGGACUGGUCACACCUCAGGAUGACCUCGGAGGAGACUUUACGUCUAAACUGUCUCCUAAGGUAACUCAGUCCCUGUUGGAUAACAGUGACACCAUGAACCUUCGCAAUCAGAGCUUGGCCCGAACACGAGAUCCUUCCUGUACUGCUCAUGGAUCCUUCAACAACCAAGGAGGACACCUCAUUGUACCCAACUCUGGAGUCAGUUUGUUGGUUCCAGCGGGUGCUGUUCCUCAGGGCAGGGUGUAUGAAAUGUAUGUGACUGUGCACAGGAAGGAUAGCUUGAGACCCCCAGUAGAGGACAUCCAGACAGUUCUAAGCCCAGUGGUGAGCUGUGGACCUCCAGGAGCCCUGCUGACCAGACCAGUGAUUCUCACCAUCCACCACUGCUCUGACAAUGUCCAGGAAGACUGGCUCAUACAGCUGAAGAAUCAGCUGGCCAUGGGAGAAUGGGAGGAUGUGGUUAUAGUGGGAGAGGAAAACUUCACCACCCCCUGCUAUGUGCAGAUGGACUCAGAGGCAUGCCACAUUCUGACAGAGACACUGGGGACGUACUGCCUGGUGGGCCAGUCAAUUGGCAAAGCAGCUGCCAAGAGGCUCAAGCUGGCUGUUUUUGGGCCCGUUUCCUGCACAACUUUGGACUAUCACAUCAGGGUCUAUUGUCUGGAUGAUACGCAAGAUGCACUCAAGGAGGUUCUUCAGAUGGAGACCCAGAUGGGAGGAAAGCUUCUGGAUGAGCCAAAGACGCUGAACUUUAAGGACAGCACACAUAAUCUGAGGCUGUCCAUCCAUGACGUGCCAAGCGCACAUUGGAAGAGCAAACUCAUUGCAAAAUAUCAGGAGAUCCCGUUCUACCAGGUUUGGAGUGGCAGUCAGAGAACUCUUCACUGUACCUUCACCCUGGAGAGAUUAAGUCCAGCCACCACAGAAAUCAGCUGCAAACUGUGUGUACGGCAGGUAGAAGGAGAAGGACAGAUCUUUCAGCUCAGCAACACAUUGGAGGAGGAGGUCCACUGUAUAGACACAUCCCUGAUGGACCCUGCCAGUAACAUUACAACUUUAGUGGGGCCCAACGCCUUUCGGAUUCCUUUAUCCAUCAGACAGAAGUUGUGUGGAAGCCUGGAUGCACCACAGACCAGAGGCAAUGACUGGAGGAUGCUGGCCCACAAACUCAACCUUGACAGAUACCUGAACUACUUUGCCACCAAGUCCAGUCCAACAGGCGUAAUCCUGGAUCUCUGGGAGGCCCAACAUUUCCCUGAUGGAGACCUAAAUGAACUGGCCACUGUGCUGGAAGAAAUGGGUCGCCACGACAGUAGCCUUGCCUCCAUGACAGCGGAACAUUGACGAAACACUGCAGUUACCAUGACAAUGGUAGAGGUCUGGAGAUGAUUACGCGUGAAGUGUCGAUGGUUGAUCCUGCAGCGAGGGCAACAAACCAAUUAGCAACAGAAAAGUUGCCACUGUGGUGACUGAGCACCGAUUAAAUACCAUGGUAAUCAUGCCGACAUGGUAACAGAUAGGAGAGGCACCUUAACUGCUGUGUGCUGGAACUAUCUAUGUAUCUUUGUAUGUGUAUUUGCGAAAUGUUGCAGUGUCGUAUGUGACCGAAAGAGAGAUAACCCUACCUAUCUAUCAGGAACACAGAAAAACAUACACACGCCUAAAAAAAAAGAAAAAAAAGAAAAAAAAAAAGCUUGUCCAUAGUAACACCGGUUGUUCUCUUGUUGUUACUUUAAUAUUGAACAAGGAGAAGCAAAGAACAAGAAGCAGCAGAGAGGUACUGACCUUGGAAACCUCUGUAGGAAUGGAACAGAAUCAUAAGGGGAAAGAAGGUAAACUGAUUACAGAAGAGUGGGAGAAGGUAGAGUGAGGAAACGGAGAGAGUGAGUUAGAGACUCUUAAGAAAGAUGGGCGCAAACACAGAGCGAAGCUAAACUGAUUACAAAAGAGAGGGAGGACAUAAACAUAAAAUGAUGGAAGCGAUGGCAGGUGAUCAUCUGAACGGAAAACAGAUAAUGAGAGAGGGGGAUAAAGAAGUGAAUCUUCUCUUGUGAGCCUCGGCUGUACGUGUUUGCCAGUACAGUUUGUCGUCUUUAUAUCGUUUCUUAGGGAACGCUCUAUGAAUUCUGCUGUCCAUAUGUGUGGAUCAUUUCCUGAUACAAGAAUGAGUACAAAGUGACUGUCAAUCAAGGGUCCUGACCAGAAACAAGCCCGAGACAACAACAACUGGCCCCUUUGGGUUAUUAUCAUAAAGAUGGUUCCAAUUGGAUGUUGAUUAAGAUUAAGGCUUUUUUCAAAAAUACCAUCAAAAUCUUUCAGGUCAGAGAAAAAUGAACACAAAAGCAAUUUGACUUGCUUCCAAUGCCUCUAAUGUUCUUUUCUUCUUUUUUUAAUUCAAAAAGCCAGUCCAAAGAUAAUUAUGCUGCUGAAGGAUGCAAGAAUAACUUCUUAUUUUUUUUAAUAAUCUUUUUUAUGGUAAGAUUUCAAGAUUUCAUGUAUGAUAAUCAUAUGAUUAUUAGGUAAAGCUCAUCAUCAUGCACAGUACAUUGCAGUAAAGCAUCUAAGACUUUUAUUUUGUUUUUAUUUUAUCAUUGCUUUUUUACAUUUUUA